Nymphaea colorata (pocket water lily) is the source of this 8922-nucleotide messenger RNA. RefSeq names its product kinesin-like protein KIN-12E. The coding region runs from base 270 to 8621 and encodes 2783 amino acids. Lineage: Eukaryota; Viridiplantae; Streptophyta; Magnoliopsida; Nymphaeales; Nymphaeaceae. Gene Ontology annotation, molecular function: ATP binding; microtubule motor activity; microtubule binding. The transcript has 36 exons. Gene Ontology annotation, biological process: microtubule-based movement. The record is from RefSeq and is a predicted model, not a curated record.
GCUCGAGAGGACCCUCUAACGGCGAUGAUGGCAGAGGCUCCCGAUUUCCCUUUCUCGUUUUGUCUUUGCCACCACCUGCUUCUCGCCGUCAUCGCCACUCUGCUUCGCUUCUAGAUCUCCUUAUCGGUGGCUUCUCCUUUGGAGAGAAAAAGAGAGAGAGGUGCUAUAACUCAUAGCCUUCGGCGUUCCUUCUGAGGUGUUCCAACUUGGAAACCUCGAUCUGAAGAGUUAAAUCUGUUACCACUUUCUGAUUCCAGUCGACAGAGGAGAUGUCUGAAUUUCGGAUCACGGGGAGGAAUGUUCGCCCUCAGAGGAGCGAGAAUGAGUCUGAAAAUGUGGUGGAUUUGCCUCCUUUCCCGCCUAUGAGAACACCCUUUUCAGAUUAUAACCAAAACCCUAGGUCCGGCUUGGAUCAUGAGAGCACCAAACUUGGAAAGACUGGAGUCUCUGAAAUUGGAAGCAAUUUGGUGGAAAGUUUGCCGCUUGCAAACCGGGGUUCGGGUUUGAAUUUGACGCCCAGGUCAUGCCGUGGAAAACUUCAAUUUGAGCCGAAUUCAGGGCCGAACACGCCCACUCGAUGUACUGGCAGGUUAAGUACGGGUUGCUUUGCCGGUGGUGGCCGGAAUAACCCGCAAUCGGGGUCUAAAGGAGGCAUCCUCUUGAAGACAACGAGAGGAAUUUCAAGCUGCGCGCCCGCAUCCCCUGGGGUGGAGGUCCCACACUUUGCCCUGGAGGAAGAUGGGUCUUUCUGGACGGAUCACAAUGUGCAGGUACUACUACGAAUUCGUCCCAUCAGUAAAAUGGAGAAGGAAUUGCAUGGAAAUAGUAGAUGCUUAAAACAGGAAAAUGCACACACUGUGACUUGGCUUGGAAAUCCUGAUACCCGAUUUACAUUUGACCAUAUUGCUGGCGAGACCAUCAUUCAGGAUAUGCUUUUCAAGGUGGCAGGCUUGCCAAUGGUUGAGAACUGCAUGUCAGGUUAUAAUAGUUGCAUGUUUGCCUAUGGGCAGACGGGCAGUGGGAAGACAUAUACCAUGAUGGGUGAAUUAUAUGAUGCCAAUGAUGAGCUUAGUGAAGACCGUGGAAUGACACCUCGAAUUUUUGAGUACUUAUUUGCAAGGACAAAAUUGGAGGAAUCUAGCAGGAAAGAUGAAAAAUUGAAAUACAGUUGCAAAUGUUCCUUCCUUGAGAUAUACAAUGAACAAAUAACUGACCUCCUGGAGCCAUCAUCAACUAAUUUGCAACUGAGGGAGGACCUGAAGAAGGGCGUCUAUGUUGAAAACCUGAGAGAGCUUGAGGUGGAAACUGUGAAGGAUGUUCUCGACCUUCUUUUCCAGGGUACAGCCAAUAGAAAAGUGGCAGCCACAAGUAUGAACAGUGAGAGCAGCCGGUCUCACAGUGUCUUUACAUGUGUAAUCGAGAGCCGAUGGGAAAAGGAUGGAAUGACACAUUUUCGCUUUGCAAGGUUGAAUCUUGUGGAUUUGGCAGGUUCAGAGAGACAGAAGAGUUCAGGUGCUGAUGGGGAACGCUUGAGGGAGGCUGCAAACAUCAAUAAGUCCCUAUCAACUCUGGGCUUGGUGAUAAUGACUCUAGUAGAUGUAGCACAUGGAAAGCACCGCCAUGUUCCAUACAGAGACUCUAGGCUCACCUUUCUUCUUCAGGACUCUCUUGGUGGGAACUCAAAGACCACAAUUAUUGCAAAUGUCAGUCCAUCUAUCAGCUGUGCACAUGAAACUUUAAGUACUCUGAAGUUUGCACAGCGAGCCAAACUUAUCCAAAACAAUGCCAAAGUAAAUGAGGAUGCUUCAGGUGAUGUUGUGGCAUUGCAACGUCAAAUACAAGAACUGAAGGACCAACUAAGUUUCCUUGAACAUCAAAACAUAAGGAGACCCCUUUCAUUCCAUUCUUCAAGCUUUUGUUACGAAAAGCUCAAUGGUUUCCUGAAAUCUUGUGGCAUUUCUCAUGGAGAUCCAAUAUCUGAGGUCACACCUAUAAAUGAUGGUAGUUCUUUGGGGAUACACAUCUCAAACAAAAAGUUGAAACAGUUAGAAGCUAUGCUGGUUGGUUCCUUAAGGAGAGAGAAAAUGGCUGAAACAACUGUCAUGCAGUUAAAGGCUGAAAUGGAACAGAUGAACCGCCUGUGCAACGAAAGAGAGGAGGAUAGUCAGCGGAUGAAAGCCACUAUCAGGCAUAGAGAUGAAAAAAUCAGGAGACUGGAAUUGCUUGCAGAUAGCUUACAGCCAGCAGAUGAGUUCCUUAUGGAGGAAAAUAUUGCACUAAGGCAGGAGAUUCAGUUCUUGCAAGCCAAGAUAGACAGAAAUCCUGAACUCACUCAAUUUGCACUGGAAAAUAUACGACUUCUUGAGCAGCUACGCAUGCUUCAAGAUUUCUAUGAAAAAGGGGAAAAGGAAAUUCUGUUAGCUGAAGUGUCAGAAUUGCGCAACCAGCUUCUUGAUGUCUUUGAUAAGAGAGAUGGGCAGGCCAGAGAUAUGCCAAAUGACAGGAAGGACAUGGAUCAAUCCAUUGCUUCCCAAGAGAAAGAGUCUUUAAGGCUCAAGGUUCUGAACGCAGUGGAAGAGCUUGAGGACAUCAAGAAGAGUAUUUCUGCUGCAUUUAAAGCCAACACAAGAUUAGCAAGAGAAGUUGAUGAACUGUUUGUCGAAGUGAAGGAAAGUUUGAACAGCACGGAACCUGCCACUGAGGCUAAUCCCAUAUCCAGAGCAUCAGAUAAAGACAAGAUAGGGGUAGAUUGCAAUGAUUGGAAGCAGAUUAGAGAGAAAUAUAUGGAGAUGGAGAAAACCUCACAAACAACAAAUAUUUGCAAAGAAAAUAUGUCACACAAGAAUGAUCGGGACUGCAAGGUCAUGGCAUCAUCCUUGGAGCUUGAAGAACUAUUAAAUGCUAAAGAAGAAGCAUGGUCCUUACUCGAAACUCUGGAAGCACAACAAGUUCAUUUAGUCAAUGAACUGGCUGACCUCAGAGAGGAGAAUAGCAGAAAUUUAGGCACUUCAUCAGUAACCGAAUGCAAAGACAUGUUCUCUUUGCUGCCACCUAUGACUUUCCCUCAACAGGUGGAAGUAUGUAGUGAAACAUUUGGGCCAAUUUCCAAAAAUGAUACUGUCAGGUCUGAAAGCAAGCAGAAUUUAAUAUCGCCAGUAAACAUUGAAAACAUGAAUAUGAUUUUUGAAGACAUUGAGAAGCAAAGCCAUCAAUCUAGUCUAGCUUCACAGCCAUCAGAUCUGCAUGAGAUGGGAGAUGUUUGCGAAAGACUUCAGGAGGCAGACCAAAUGGUCCUAAAUCUACAAGCACAGAUUACUGUGUUGCAGCACGAAAUUGACAAGAAAAGUGAUAGUGAAACAAUUUCAAGGAAAAAAUUAAUGCUCUUGAGGACUGAAAAUGAAGAGCUGCAGAACAAAUUAAGCCUCAUUAUCCAAGAAAAUACAAGAUUGACAAAAGUGCUGGAAGAUAAAGAGGAAAAGUUCACAGCAUUAGCUGAGUCGGAGAAAGAAGCUGACAGUCUAAUAAACUCUCUGAUGGAUGGCUGUCAUGCUCUUGAAGAUGCUUCUGGUCAGGUUAGUAGCAUCCUUGAUUUGUUUCCAGAAAGAAAAAUUGGUGAGGAUGAACAAGUUACUGGAGCCAUUAUGGCAGCACAUGAAAAAGAGAAAGUAAUCUUAGAUCUACAAACAAGACUGGAAAGUGCACAGAAGAUAGGAUACAGAACAAACACAGAAUUAAGUUGUCUGAAGGAAGCAAUAAUGGCGAUAACUAAUGCCCAGAUGCUGGAAAACGUUGAAAAAUGCAAGGAGGCUAUGAACUUGAGAAUGUCAUUGCAUGACAAAAUGUGCCUUGUACAUAUACUAGAGGACAAAAUCAAGCAUCAACAAGCUAAACUAGUUGAAGCAAAUAGACGUGCUAAUGCUUCAUUUGCUUUUGCUGGUUGGCUACUUAAUAUGAAUGCCUUAGAGCAGAAGAAUAAAGAAGGGGCACAUAUGCACAAACCUAUGAUGGACACCUUACAUGAAAGAAUUUCAAAGUGGAACCAGAACGGUGAACUUUCUGAAGCAGUUUUAUAUAUUCAAAGCAUGCAAAGACAUACUGAGAACCUGGAGAAGGAGGUGGAGGAGCUAAAACUAGCUCUUUCGACAAAUAAUAUUGGAAUGGGUGAGGGGCAAGAGCCUAAAGCUUAUGCUGAGGAAAAAGAAAAGCACAAAUUACAAAGUAGAUCGGAAAGUCAAAAGUACUGUAUUCCCGAAGAUCUAAUUUCCUUUUCGCACCAGGAUAUUGAGAAAAGUCUGACAUCUCUAGUAUGUGAAAUCACUCACACGUUUUCUUUUGUCAGGCAAUCUGUUGAGGAUCUGUUCAGGGAUGCCUGCGAUGUCAAGGGGCUGCUCAGGGAACUUACAGAUGGUAAAUCAAGUGUCCUAUCUUUAGUGACCAUAGGUCCUCAUACAUCCUCGUGCAACGGUAAGCUGAAGGACUAUAUCAGUGUGCCACAGUUUCCUCAAACUGAUCUCACUGUGAUAAAUGAAAAAUUGAUUGAAUUCAGCGCUUCAGUUGAGAAACUUUGUUGCAAAUUGUUACCUUCAGAAACACUAGCAGAUUCAGGGAAGCAAGCUGGGAUUGAAACAAAUUGCUGGCCAACUGUGGACAAGUCUGCUAAGGUGGCUCCAGUUACAACUGUCUCAAGCAUAGAACCUCAUGCAUUAAAAUCUGCCAAAAAUUCAAGAGAUAAGCUUAUGCAAAUUAGUUUUGCUGUGGAGAAGGACAAUGUUGAAUUGUUAACCCAGCCACCCUAUACUUCAUGUUCAUCAACAAUAGAAAGUCUUAGCUUGAUACCUCAAAUAGAAGGCUUUCAUAGCAACCACAGCAACGAUGAAUUUAAUUUAAAAAAUGUCUGUCACAACUGUCAGAAUGCAGUGGAAAUAAAGAAGGAGUUUGAGUCAACUUUAAUCAAACUGAGGGAACUGCUACCGUUAUUCAAGAUGCCAUACAAUGAGAAAACCAGAACACAGUAUAUUGAGCUGUAUGGAAGCAAAGAUGGCAACAUUGACAGCAUUGGGAAUCAGCACACAGGAGGAAGCAAUAUAAAACAGACUGAGCAUCGUUUCCUUGAAGCUGAGGAUUUCGUGCUUAAUUCUAAGCAGAGGAUGGGAGGGAAGGAUGUCUUUUGUCGUCAGAAUAGUGAGCUGCCAAUUCUUGAGUCAGGCCAUGCUGCAUCCUUCGCAGCUGAGAGAAGCAAUGAGGCCCAAUCUCUACUUAUGAAAUUUGGGGAAGCACAAGAAACCAUGAAAGAGGCAGAUGAUGUGCUCAAUGCAUUGUUAGAUGCCUAUGAAGCUGCUAAGCAUGAGACUGUAAGGUGGAAGAAACUUGGGGAAGAUUUGAUGGUGGAGAAGGCUGCCCUGAUUCAGCAAGUUCAAGAACUAAAAGAUUCCAUACAGCUGAAAGAGCAAGAGUAUGCAAACAUAGAGGAUCAUUUUCAAACGUUCAUGUCUGAAGCUAAUGAUUCACUUUCAUUAUUUGAAAAUUUUUUCAUCCACAUUAAGAAAAGCUCUAGUGAGUUUAGUCUUAUUCAUUCUGAUGUUUCUACAUUCAUUCAGAAGUUGCUAGUUUCCAUUAGAAUGUUAAACUCAUCUACAGAAAGCGUUUCUUUGAUGAUACUGGAAAAUAAAUUUGCAUUAUCCACGAUAAAUCAUUGUCUGUUGGACUUCACCUUGCAAAAUACUUCAUUGACUACUGCAGAUUCAGACUGCUUUUAUCUUAGACAUUCUGAGGUCAAUGGAUUAGCAGACAGUUUUGGGGAAACAAGUAUGCCUACAGUGAAGGAUAAUAGGAAAAUUGAGGUCAUAAAUGACACAGGGAAGGGAGUUAAAAGGGGAUGUUCAGAGUCAAAACUUCAUGUGUCAGAGUGUAUGGGUGGGAUGGAUAUGGCUGAACAUGUUCAGAGUUCCUCUAACAGGGAGGAUACUGAAGUCGAUGUCAUUUUUUCAUCCAAAAGGCUAAGCUUGGAAAAUGCAGUAGAACAUGAAAAUGGCAUGGCAGCCUUACUUAAAGAUGUUCGGUUGAUGCAGGAUAUCAUCAACCACUUGUUUAUAUACCUGGACAGAAUUGGUCCAUGCGUAGACUUGUUGGAGAAUGUUUCAGCCAAUGAAAAGCUGGCAGGUGAUGGUGUAAAGGAAAAAUUGCUCAAAACUAACAGUGUAUCAGCAGAGUUCGCUCGCUAUAAUACCAGGAAUGAUGUGAAAGAAUUCCAUGAAGUGGAUCGAAGCUCCUCAAGGGCAAAUGAUAGAUCAGUUGAAUGCCAGGCUGGUCUAACACUAGAAGAGGCACCAUUUCUGGUGGAUUUCCAAAGUCUUAAGAAUCAAUGUGCUGACUUGCUGGUAAUGCUUUGUGGAAGGAGUGAAGAUGGACAUACUUGUCCAUGGUGGAGAAGUUCAACAGCAAAGCAGGGCCAAGAAAAUGAUGGUUUAUCUACAAAAAGAGUAUCUGCGUUUUCAAAUUCCCCUAUAAGUUCAGAAUUAUGUGUCCCCAUAGUUCGAGGACUGAUCAACCUUGGGGAUAAGCUAAAUCAUUUAGCAGAUAGCAUAAACCCUACAAAACCUAAUGGUUCUAAUCUCGAUGUGACAAGCCAUAAAGUUGAAAAGCUAUUUCAAGAUAUAUGCAACAUCGAGAGAAAAAUGAACACUUAUCAUGCAAAAAUAUCUGAGUUAGACAAGCAAACAACUUGCCUACUUCCAGAGAACUUAUUGUUAUCCAAGGGACUGAACCGUAGAGAUUUGGUCAUGGAAGGUCUUCUCUUCGAUCUCAAGUUAUUACAGGAGUCAAAGUCAGAUGCAAAGGAUAGAAAAGAUGAAGCUGAAGAAAUGUCAGAAACACUGAGAAAAACCCGAAAUGAUCUGGCAAUAAAAGCUGCUAACAUUGAUGGCAUUCUUGCUCGACAACAGAAGAUUGAAGAAUAUCUCACUGAUAAAGAAACUGCAGUGGCUUACUUGCAAUCUGAACUUGCUGACAAGCAAGAAGCUUUGGAGCUGAUGUCAAGAGAAAAUGCUGAGCUAAGAAUUCUCCUGGAUGACUUAUAUGUGAAGAAACAUGAUUUCGAGGAGCAACUGGUGGAACAACAGGAGGUCAUUGAAAGCCUGAAGAAGGAAAUUGUUCACAUUUCUUCUACUGUUGAGCAAAAAAUUGUAAGUUCACUUAAAGUUGCAGAGGAUGAAUUGCAUAAAGUCAUUACUGAGAGGGAUUCACUCCAUGCGGAACUUGCUGCCAUCAGUGGUCAGCUGGAGACAGCUCUUUCUUUGGCUGAUGAAAAUGAAGCUAUGGCUAUUGAAGCACAGCAGGUAUCUGAAGCUAGUAAAAUCCAUGCUGAGCAAAAGGAAGAAGAGGCAAGAGUUCUUGAGCAGUCAGUUGAGGAACUUGAACAUACCAUAAACAUGUUAGAGACGAAGGUAUAUGAAAUGAGCAAGGAGGUAGAGAUACAGAAGUUAGUCCGAGAAGAGCUUGAACUUGAGUUGCAAGAUCUUAAGUUGAGGGUACUGAAAACUCAAAAUGAUCCAGGAAGCUUCGAUUGUAAGAGUUCAGCAUAUCAUGAAGAAGGAAAGGACAAUAUUAUCUCAAGGUACUUGGAAGAAAGAAGAAACGAGCUUAUGGAGGCAAAACGGUAUAUACGCAUGCUUCAGAACGAAAAAGAGGAUCAAGCAGAACAGAUAGCGAAAUACCAGGCUUACAUUUCUGAGCUUGUCCUGCACUCAGAAGCCCAGGCAUCCCAGUUCCAAGAGAAGUAUAAGGCUCUGGAGGCCAUGGCUUGUGACGCCCAACAUCGGGCUCCUAUGGCAGCUUCAGCAGCAAAAAGAACAGAAAAAACUCCAGUUAGGACAAGAGCCUCGGGUUCGCCGUUCAAAUGCAUCACGGGCCUUGUUAAUCAGAUGCAUUCUGACAGGGAACAUGAGUUACACGUGGCUAGACGUCGUAUGGAAGAACUAGAAUCCUUGGCUGCUAAUCGGCAAAAGGAGGUCUGCUCCCUGAACGCCAGGCUAGCCGUCGCAGAGAGUAUGACUCAUGAUGUAAUCAGGGACCUGCUUGGUGUCAAAUUAGACUUGUCUACCUAUGCCAGCCUGCUUGAUCAACAAGUGGUACAAAAGCUAGCAGAGACGGCGCAAAGACAAAGAGAAGAAAAUAGAUCGAAGGAAGAUGAAAUCCUGAUGCUGAGAGGGCAGCUGGAUGAUUUCAUGGAGGAAAGAGAACGGUUGAUCGAAGAGAACAAUCAGAAAAAGUCUGAAGUUUUAGAUUCGCAAGUGAAACUGGAACAGCUUAAACAUAGGCAGCAACUGCUGACUGCUCAGAACGAGUUGCUGCAGAUGGAUAAGCAAAAUUUGAAGAAGAAGGUCGAAGAGUUGGAUGAGGCUGUAAAGAGCUUCUCAAGUUCUCACGAAAUCCAACAGUCGGUUCAUCAUCAUUCAAAAUACAAGGAGAACCGACAACCGAGGGUCUGCAACGAUGAACUCGACAAGAGGCUGAAAAAUUCCGAAAAGAUUCUUUCUCAUGUCAAAGACGAACUUGCUCAUUAUCGCAUUGGCCGCGGCGGAAAAGCUCCUGCGUUUGGCGUUGAGCUGCUGAAGAGGACGUAAAAAAGCCACCCAGAGGUGAUGUGCUUUGUACCCGAGCAUAGAGACGUCUGGUCUCCUCUUUCGACGCAGCAACCAUUGAAGACCUGGGUUUGAAUAAUCCAGAGAACAAAGAAGGGGAUCAGCUGUCCUCGAUUAUUUUGCAAUUAAUGUACAUGGUUAGUUGGUGUUUUUUUUGGUUUUUUCGUUCUCCUCCUGUAAUAUGGUCAUUCUUCUUCUUUCUUUUGGUCGUGUUUGACCCUUUACUGUCGAUGGAUCAAUUGUUGUCACAAUCAGAAUAGUCAUGAAGCAUGACUUUCACUCA